Molecule: messenger RNA, 1351 nt
Organism: Vitis riparia (riverbank grape)
Lineage: Eukaryota; Viridiplantae; Streptophyta; Magnoliopsida; Vitales; Vitaceae
Exons: 3
Coding region: 265-780 (171 amino acids)
Source: RefSeq, a predicted model, not a curated record
GAAGCUUACAAGUAAGAAAGAACGAUCCAGCUCCAUUCUUCAAAUCUCUCUCUCUAGACUGAUGGUUCCUUCUGAGUGUAGAGAGGGAAAUUAGGUUUUUGAUUUUGAGAAGCAAUUUUCUGGGUUUUGACCUUUAAGGCAGAAACUACUCAUCGAAACGCCUUUGCUUCCGAUUAUCCGGUCUUAGUCACAUCUUAAUUAUUCGCAAAUUUCUGGCCACAAAAUUCAUUCUGUUCUUAUUCAAAUCGAUAUCUGAGUAAGAGUAUGUCCGUGUCAUUAACCCAUCUUUCUUGGUGGUUGUGGAGUGGAAAACACCAAGAGCCCAAAAGACUCUCCAAUGGAUCUUCUUUAAAUUCUUCUCAAGAUUCAGGUUUGUGGGAGCCGGAUGCUUUGAAAUUCCCUUUAGUUAAAGGGGCUAAUAUGACCUCCGCAUCUAGAAGGACCAAGCGCAAAUGGCAAAGUCGGGAGGAGCGGAAAAUUGAUCGGGAAUAUGAUGUUGUUCUUGUGCCAUCUGAUGCUGGAUGUGUUUCUGGUUCAGAAUCGGAUGACUCGGAUUGGUCCAUUGGAUGGUUGGAGCCUCAUGGGCCUGAGUUCCAGUCUGAUGAUGAAUUAGACAGCAGUUUUGCUGUGCUGGUUCCUUGCUAUGGUCGUGGUCGCAAUGAUGUGGUGGAGGAUGCAAACAAGAAGAUUUUCAGCACCAUUGGGAAUAUCCCAGAUGGUUACUCUGCUGAGAAUGGGAAGUACAUGGAACAGUGGAUCUCUUCUCUCCAGAGAAGUUGAUACAAUCCAGGAGUGUUGAUGGUUUGCCAUGGCUGUGGCACUGCUGACUUCUGGUAUUCUGCCAUGUUUAAAAUAUCCCCUCAUCUAAGGGAGGGAAAAAAAAAGGAAGAUAGAAUUGGAAAGAAACAACUAAAAAAAGAGGGGAAAGAAAACGGAGGACAAUCUUCUUUGAGUGCUGCUAGUAAUCACGCAUGGGGGUCAGAGGAGCAGACCAUCGAUCUAGAGUGGUCUGGCAUGGAUAUGAGGCCUCCUUGUUUUCCCAUUUUGCCAUCCAGGACUAAGAAGAGAUUAUUGUGUAGUUGUCUUUUAUUUUAUUUUUUUGUUUUUUUAAAUUCACAUGGCGGUUGGAUAGUAAGAAAAAAAAACAAAGGAGGUGUGCGUGUGUGCAUGCAAAUUCUUUGAUGUAAAUAUGGAUGUACAUAUGAAGUGGUACUUGUAAAUAGUAUCUAUAUUUGUGAAUAAAAUAAAAACUAUCUUUCCUGCAUGUACGGACGUAAAGCAGGGUAUCGUGGGAAUGAGCUGGAAGAAUGAAAUAUGUGAACAGAAAUACUAUAGAGGCUUUGUUUCUGUA